Molecule: messenger RNA, 1780 nt
Organism: Chenopodium quinoa (quinoa)
Lineage: Eukaryota; Viridiplantae; Streptophyta; Magnoliopsida; Caryophyllales; Amaranthaceae
Product: 4-hydroxy-3-methylbut-2-enyl diphosphate reductase, chloroplastic-like
Exons: 10
Coding region: 208-1620 (470 amino acids)
Biological process (GO): dimethylallyl diphosphate biosynthetic process; isopentenyl diphosphate biosynthetic process, methylerythritol phosphate pathway
Molecular function (GO): 4-hydroxy-3-methylbut-2-enyl diphosphate reductase activity; metal ion binding
Source: RefSeq, a predicted model, not a curated record
UAAUCACAUUACAACUUACACAAGACUACUCGGUACAAGUUCAUAAAUCAACGAUGAUAAAAUUGAUAAUACAACAAUAAAAAAUAAACAAAAUCAAAACUCCAUUCAUUUCAUUACCCAGUUACCAAACUGAACUUCUUGUAAAUUUCUUUCAACCAAAGUCUUUCUCUCUCCUCUGUCUUCUGCGAGCUUCAAUCAGUAUCAACAAUGGCGAUUUCGCCUCAUCUCUGCCGCGUCUUCACCUUUACCGACCUCCGCUUGCCGGAAACUUACGGCCGUGCAAUUUUUCACCGGAAACCUCAUCUUUCCGUCCGUUGCGCCGUCGGAGAUUCGUCGUCGUCGUCUUCUUCUUCAUCUUCCGCCGUUGAUACCAAUUUUGACGCUAAGAAGUUCCAUCACAACUUGACCAGGAGUGAGAAUUACAAUCGUAAAGGUUUUGGACACAAAGCCGAGACUCUCCAGCUUAUGAAUCGCGAGUAUACUAGUGAUGUAAUAAAGACUUUGAAGGAGAAUGGAUACGUGUAUACAUGGGGUAAUGUCACGGUGAAGUUAGCGGAAGCAUUUGGAUUUUGCUGGGGCGUGGAACGAGCAGUUCAGAUUGCGUAUGAAGCGAGGAAACAGUUUCCCGAUGAGAGAAUCUGGAUCACUAACGAAAUUAUCCACAACCCGACUGUUAAUAAGCGACUGGAAGAAAUGGAAGUGCAGAAUAUUCCUCUUGAGGAUGGAAAGAAGCAAUUUGAGGUAGUUGACAAAGGUGAUGUUGUGAUUUUACCAGCUUUUGGAGCUGCUGUAGAUGAAAUGUUGACGUUGAGUGAGAAAAAAGUACAGAUAGUAGAUACAACUUGCCCUUGGGUGAACAAGGUGUGGAACGUAGUGGAGAAGCACAAGAGAGGAGAUUAUACUUCAAUUAUUCAUGGGAAGUAUGCUCAUGAGGAGACUGUUGCGACUUCAUCUUUUGCUGGGACAUACGUUGUUGUGAAGAAUAUGAAAGAGGCAACUUAUGUAUGCGAUUAUAUUCUUGGCGGGCAACUUGAUGGGUCUAGCUCAACCAGAGAGGCAUUUCUAAAGAAAUUCAAAAAUGCUGUUUCCGAUGGGUUUGAUCCGGACAGAGACCUUGUAAAAGUUGGAAUUGCAAACCAAACUACUAUGCUCAAGGGAGAAACAGAAGAAAUCGGAAAGCUGGUUGAGAGAACUAUGAUGCGCAAGUAUGGAGUUGAAAAUAUAAACAACCACUUCAUGAGUUUCAACACAAUUUGUGAUGCUACUCAAGAGCGACAAGAUGCAAUGUAUAAGUUGGUGGAUGAAAAGAUUAAUCUUAUGCUGGUGGUUGGAGGCUGGAACUCCAGCAACACCUCUCAUCUGCAAGAAAUAGCUGAGGAACGCGGGAUCCCAUCAUAUUGGAUUGACAGUGAAGCAAGAAUAGGCCCUGGAAAUAAAAUAAGUUACAAAUUGAAUCAUGGGGAGCUAGUUGAAAAAGAAAAUUGGUUACCAGAAGGACCAAUCACUAUCGGAGUAACAUCUGGUGCUUCUACCCCAGAUAAGGUUGUGGAAGAUGCCUUGAUCAAGAUUUUUGACAUUAAACGGGAAGAGGUACUGCUGCGUGAAGCUGUGGCCGCUUGAGGAUGUAAGAUAGUAAUGUGUAAUUUAUAAUGUAUAUUCAUUUAAAGGGUUGUAUUCUUACAACUGAUUCUGUGUAGCUAUAGUUGAUGAAUGAAUGAAAUGGUGAGUUUAUCUAGCUAACAAGUUGCUUGCAAUAUUAGUUAGAAGUGAAGUACUAUGA